This is a messenger RNA of Olea europaea var. sylvestris, 894 nucleotides long. RefSeq names its product NAC transcription factor 56-like. The record is from RefSeq and is a predicted model, not a curated record. Gene Ontology annotation, molecular function: DNA binding. The transcript has 2 exons. The coding region runs from base 165 to 809 and encodes 214 amino acids. Gene Ontology annotation, biological process: regulation of DNA-templated transcription; system development. Lineage: Eukaryota; Viridiplantae; Streptophyta; Magnoliopsida; Lamiales; Oleaceae.
UAUAUAUCGAAUGUUCGGUUCUUGAUUUUUCAGCCAAGGCUACAUUUGGGAAGCAAGAAUGGUAUUUUUUCAGUCCAAGAGACCGAAAGUAUCCGAACGGAGCUCGGCCUAAUCGGGCUGCGACGUCAGGAUAUUGGAAGGCCACUGGUACUGAUAAGCCAGUUAUGACGGCCGGAGGAACUCAGAAAGUAGGGGUGAAGAAGGCACUCGUUUUCUAUGGAGGGAAGCCUCCUAAAGGGAUUAAAACCAAUUGGAUCAUGCAUGAAUAUAGACUUACAGAGAACAAACCAAAUUCAAAGUCUCCAGGGUGUGAUUUAGCCAAUAAAAGGGGCUCUUUAAGGCUUGAUGAUUGGGUACUAUGUCGAAUUUACAAGAAGAACAAUGAGCAAAGGCCUAUGGAUCAAGAACACGAUGUAAUGAUGUUGAGAUCUCCAUCAAUGCCUAUGGGAACGAAGGGAGCCUCGAACUAUGGAGCAUUACUAGAAAAUGAUCAAAAUUGGCACCAAGGGAUGAUGAACAACGUAGUCAUGAAUAAUGGUUCGCUAAUUUCAUUGUGUACUCCCAAAUCCGAACUUUCAUUAAUGGUUGGUUCGAAGAGGAAUUUAUACUGGAACAACAAUAUUGAGGAAGACAAUGAUAAUUCGCCCCCUCCCACAAAGAGAUUUCUUGGAGAAAAUAAUUGUGAUGACACAAAUUCUAUUGCAACCAUUUUAACUCAGCUUCCUCAGGCACCUUCUUUGCAACAAGGAAUGCUCGAUGGGGUUUUCCGACAACCCUAUGAAGUUUCCGGCAUAAAUUGGUACUCGUAGAUGACAAGUUCAAUUCUUCUAGUGGGCCAGAUCGAUUGAUAUAUACAUAAUUGUUACAUAAUAUUUAUAUUUACUUUCAAGAAUU